Messenger RNA from Rhizophagus irregularis DAOM 181602=DAOM 197198, 708 nucleotides. RefSeq lists its product as uncharacterized. The record is from RefSeq and is a predicted model, not a curated record. Lineage: Eukaryota; Fungi; Glomeromycota; Glomeromycetes; Glomerales; Glomeraceae.
UUUUAAACAUCCUUUACAAAAUCCAUGUUUUAGAUAUUAUUUGGUUCAUAUUAACCAAUCUUAUGAUUUUAUAAAACUUUGUAAUGAUAACUUAUAUUUAAAAAACGCGUAUAAUGAUUAUUUUAAUCAUUUAAUUGAUGAAUGUUAUAGACCGAAAUUUCCACCCGAUAUAAAUGUUGAUGAUUAUAUAUUAUGCUUUGAUAGUGGUUUCACGGUAUAUCAAACAUAUAUUACUAAAUAUAUGGAGAGAUUAGAAAUAAAACUUACUCAGUUGGAACUUUCGUCCUUGGCGCGUCAUUUAUGGGAUAGUGAACCACAAGAAGUAAUUCUUCAUUAUAAAAAACUUUCGGUUCAGUUAAAAUCAAUAUACGAAGAACGAUUAAAUAAAUUACUAUUAAAUAAUUCUCAGAAGAAUAUUGAAAAUAAACGUAAACAUUCAUCGGAUGAUUAUGAUAACAAUUUUGAUUAUGAUUAUGAUAAUGAUAUUUAUGAUUGUGAUAAUGAUGAUAAUGAUUAUGAUGAUGCGGAUUCCGUCUCACAAGAUGAUAAUAAACGUCAACGUACCGAUCUAUUGGAUCCGGAUUUUGACUUUUGUAACGAGUUUUGUAACAAUUACUCAAUUCAAGUGAUUUAAUUAUUUAAAUUAUUUAAAUUAUUAAAAUUAUUAAAAAAGGAUAUUAUAAUAUGGUGUGUAUGUAAUAUAUUAUU